GUAAACUGCCACGGACCAUAUAUGGUCUGUUGUACUGUAUAGUGCCCCCCCUCGAGACACCUACCUAGCUUCCUCCACUCGCCUGCUUCAACAACAAAACACCUCUCAACCCGUCACUAAAUCCCGACGCAACCAUGAAAGCCAUCAUCGCCGUGCCGGCCACGCUGGCUUUGAUAUACCGGGCACAUUCCCACAACAGCCUGACCCCGGCAGGGCUAGCCGCCGCCGCGGCUUCCGCCAUCGCCCACGCCGUGCACCCAUGGAACCUCCCGUUUGCGCUGCUCGUCGUCUUCUUCCUGGCCGGCACGCGCGUCACCAAGAUCAAGAAGGAUAUCAAGGCCAACAUGACGGUGAGCUCGCAGGGCACAUCGGGUGGGGAAGGGCCCAGGACGCACAUACAAGUUCUCGCCAACUCCCUGGUCGCCUCAGUCCUCUCCCUGCUCCACGCCUACCAGCUCCACCAACGCAAGCAGCUCCUCCUAAGCGGCUCGACCCCGCUCCCCCAGGGAGCCCUGUGCCUCGCCUGGGCCGGCGACCUGCUCCCGAUCGGCAUCAUUGCCAACUACGCCGCCAUGGCAGCCGACACCUUCUCCUCGGAGCUCGGCAUUCUCUCAUCAGCGACCCCUCGCCUCAUCACCUCCCCGACCCUCCGCAAGGUACCGCGCGGCACCAACGGCGGCGUGACCGCCCUGGGCCUGGGCGCCGGGCUGCUCGGCAGCAUGGUGGUGGUGGUGGCCUCUAUCCUCUUCACGCCGCUGUGCGAGACCUCGGGCGCCGGCGUCGGAGCCGGCUGGACCUCUUCGCAGCGGGCGACGGCCAUGAUCGCGCUGGCGCUCUGGGGCGCCCUGGGCAGCGUCUACGACUCGGUGCUGGGUGCGCUGUUCCAGCGCUCGGUGCGGGACACGCGCACGGGCAAGAUCGUCGAGGGCGAGGGCGGCGUGCGGGUGCUGGUGUCGGGCCCGGGCAUCCAGGGCGGCGUGACGCCGUCGCAGUCGCACCUCAAGGCCCGCGCCGGCGUCAAGGCUGCUCUGCUGCACGGCGAGGCCGCCGACGCGGUCGAGGUUACGGCUCCCCCGGGAGAGGUCAAGACGCAGCGCAAGGGCAGCUUUGGCGACGGCAGGCCCGGCCGCGUGGCCGAGAACGGCUGGGACCUGCUGGACAACAACGAGGUCAACUUCCUGACUGCUCUGACCAUGAGCCUGGGCGCCAUGGGCAUUGCUGGCUGGUACUGGGGAGUGCGGUUCGAGGAUAUCCUGAAGCCAUGAGAUACGAGAAUCCGUGACUACGAACGUUGAAAAAAAUCAUAAUAGCAAAUUUGUAACAGCCAAUCAACUCUUCAUGACCUAACCUAAUACAAGGCACGAGGUGGAUGCCCAUAUUGCUGCUUGCAUCUUUACAGCAAGCAUUCAGCUCAAAAAAAAAAAUAAAAAAAUAAAAAAAAAUAAAAAAAAGCUUCUAGCAUUCUUCUAACCUGUUUUUUUCUUUUCCGCGGACCAUACAA
Pyricularia grisea is the source of this 1501-nucleotide messenger RNA. RefSeq lists its product as uncharacterized. The record is from RefSeq and is a predicted model, not a curated record. The transcript is spliced from 2 exons. Gene Ontology annotation, cellular component: membrane. NCBI's taxonomy places the organism in Eukaryota, Fungi, Ascomycota, Sordariomycetes, Magnaporthales, Pyriculariaceae. The coding region runs from base 135 to 1265 and encodes 376 amino acids.